GUAUGAAGUACAGAUGUAUUGUUUCUCCUUUUUGAAACUUUAUAAUGUUAAAUGGUUGUUAAUGCUUUUCUAUUGAUCAGCAUAACCUUGUUUACAUAUCUGUCAUACUUGUGGUACACAGGAGAGACAUAUUUAUGUUGUGAUCUUGGACUUUCUGUAUGUAUUUAAGAACUGAAGUGUGUCGUCCAUGGUCUUAAAUUUCCAUAUGCACAGAGACUGAGCUAUAGGACUGUGUCUAUGCCAAUCAUGAACAUUUAUUGUCUGUGUGUAAACAUAAAUCAAGAAUGCUGUAGUAAGUUAAAUAAUGACGAGAGUUAUUACGUAAACUUGAUGGUAAAGCAGAAUAUCGUAUUUCUGUCUAGUGAUUGAGUGAUAGAGAAUGCUUUAUGUUGGACUAGCAACUUUGAACCAAAUUAGGAAAAUGGCAGAAAAGGAAGGAGAAGUAGAGAAAGCGAAAGCGGAGGCACCGGCUGGGCCGGUGAUAUCGGAUCAGGAGAAGGACUGGGCACAGGCAGCGCUGACAGACUUCAACAGGAACAGCUACAGCUCAUGUCUGCAGCAUCUGCUAAAGCUGGAAGCAUCGCGGCCCCAAGAUACUAAGGUGGCACACAACAAGGCGAUAGUCGAGUACCACAAGAGCGACCUAAAGAAGACAGAUCAGUUUCGGAAGAACAUGAACCUUGUAUGCAGUCAGGCACAUGUAAAUAUAGAAGACCUUGAUUCGUUAGAGGAUGUUGAGCAUUGUGUUAUCUACUUCAACCAGGCUGUGCUCCUGUACCACCUCAAGCAGUACAACACCGCCCUGAAGAUAAUGCAGAAGGUCUUCUCCUUCAUAGAACCAAUGGAGGAGAGUCUGGCCCAUCGAGUGUGUCUCCUGCUAACAGAACUGCAGCUCUGCUUGUACCAGCCUGACAAAACCUUGUCACUGAUAGCUUACAUUGAAAACCAGUUCGUUGUUUCUACAGACUCCGUCAUCUCAUCAGAAAAGGACAUUAAACCUCUUGAAAGGGAGCAUAAAGAGAAGAAGCCUGUAACUGGAGAUGCUGCAACAGACACUUUCAGACUGAAGCUGCUGCAGUACAGAGCACGCUGUUAUCUCAUGAUGCAUGCUCUUAAGGCCUGUAAACGCGAGAUCAAGAACCUCAUUACCGCAGGUGGACCAACCCUGACUUCAGUCCUGCUGAAAGGAAACCUCGAGUACCAACGCGGAAACUACAGGAAGGCCAUGAAGGUGAUCAACUCGAUACCGCAGAGCAGCCUGUCAUUCAAGGAGCUGGGGGAGUCUGCCCCAGUAUUGUACUACAGCAACAUGGGUUGCAUCCACCACUACAUGGGCAAGCCGCACCUCGCAUGCUACUACCUGCAGAAAGCUCUUCAGGAGAAUGAGACAGCCAUGAAGAGUCUUCCCAAAGCAGAGACAGCGGAACCGUACUCUGGUCGACCUUUAUACACUCUUGGUUCCAACAAGGGUCAUGAGCUGAUGUACAACCUGGGAGUUAGCCUGCUGCAUGCCGGACGCCCGAUCCAAGCUUUUGACUGUCUCACAGAGGCUGUCCAGGUCUACCACAUGAAUCCACGGCUCUGGUUGCGGCUGGCUGAAUGCUGCGUCAUGGCACACAAAUCAGACAAUGAGAGUGAUUUCAACUUUCAUGCGCGGCGGAGGGAUCUGGUGCAAGGUGUGGUGGGUACUGGGACACACAGAAAGAUCAUCCUCACUCCACAGCUUUCGAGAGAUACCAAGUACAGCUGUGAGGGGCAGUCAUUUGCAGUUCCUGUGGCAACUGUGGAGUUUGCCUCCCUGUGCCUCCGUAAUGCCCUGCUCCUGCUGCCAGAGUCCCAGGCAGAGGAGCCGACGCUGCCUACACCAGACUCGACAGAUGCCCCCCCCGUCGCAUCGUCCCCUUGCAGCCAUUAUGUUUAUGCUGCACCAUCAAAUCCACUUGGACCUCAUGAGGUUGUGAACCUCAGGUGUUCUGUGCUUGCAAUGAGUGCUUAUGUUGCACUGUGCCUGGGUGAUUAUGUAGUAGCACUGGACCAUGCAGAGAUGUUGCUUGUACAGCCAGCGCUGUCAGGGGUGCACAGGAUGCUUGGACAUUUGUAUGCAGCAGAGGCACUGGUGUUGUUAGACAAGAUCUCAGAUGCAAUAGAACAUCUGAAUCCAGAACAUGUGAAGGAACUCACUCUGAUGUCCCCAUGCCCUGAGAAGGAUGUAGACCGGGAGAAGUCAGAGAUUGGCACGGAGCAGCAGAAGCCACUCAGAGCGUGGUUUCCGAACACACUUGCAACGGCUGGGGCAGUGAUGCAGUACAACUUGGCAGCUGCAUUUGCUAUCCGUGGUGAACUGGACAAGGCUGGCGAGGCUCUGAAACAGGUGUGGAUGUCAAAAGGUCCAGGCUGUGAUAUCCCAAUCCAUGUCAUCAUGCUUGCGCUGUACAUCGAACUGCAGCUAGGGCAUGCUGACAUAUCACGCAGCAUAGUAAAGCAGCACUCCCCACAGUAUCGGUGAGGUUUCAGCUGCACCCCAAUUUCCAGUCAGAUGAGAUGGGCUGUCCCAGAAGAAUGCAUCAAAUCCAAGAGACAGAAACCUGUAAUAGUUACAUGCCAACAGAAGAGGCAAAGAUGUCCCAUGGUUUUGAAAUGUGAUGAGCCAUUGGUGUGAUGUAACGUUGAGCUGUCUAGGCAUUCACUAAUUGCAUGCAUGCAUGCAUGCAUGCAGCAUGUCCGCGUGGAGAAAUGUAGCUGCGUAUUUCAGGGAAUGGCAGUACAGAAAUUUGCUUCAGAUUAAAAUGUUUUAAGUAUCAGUGCCAUCCUAGAAGUGUGGGAUAACAAGUAAAAACGGAUCAGUCUCUUUCCUUAGAUCACUCAGUACGCUGUCUUCUUAGUGCAGUUUGCCAGGUCAGAUUUAUAAGAAUGUACCAUUUCUUUUAUUUUGUUUGGAGCUACACCUUUUCUGCUGCACAGUUCCUAAUCAGUAGUUCUGGCAAUUUGUUUCCAAGAAAGUAUGUGUCAAGUGUAUUAACAUUAAGCACACCUAUGUUUUCUCUAAGAUUUUAAAUAAAUUAAUCUUCUCACUUGGUUA
Messenger RNA from Cryptotermes secundus, 3079 nucleotides. RefSeq names its product CCR4-NOT transcription complex subunit 10-B (gene Not10). The coding region runs from base 380 to 2506 and encodes 708 amino acids. The record is from RefSeq and is a predicted model, not a curated record. Gene Ontology annotation, molecular function: protein binding. Gene Ontology annotation, cellular component: CCR4-NOT complex. The transcript is spliced from 13 exons. Gene Ontology annotation, biological process: negative regulation of translation; mRNA catabolic process. NCBI's taxonomy places the organism in Eukaryota, Metazoa, Arthropoda, Insecta, Blattodea, Kalotermitidae.